Messenger RNA from Lindgomyces ingoldianus, 4972 nucleotides. RefSeq lists its product as uncharacterized. The transcript has 3 exons. Gene Ontology annotation, cellular component: eukaryotic translation initiation factor 4F complex. Gene Ontology annotation, molecular function: protein binding; translation initiation factor activity; mRNA binding. The coding region runs from base 137 to 4768 and encodes 1543 amino acids. Lineage: Eukaryota; Fungi; Ascomycota; Dothideomycetes; Pleosporales; Lindgomycetaceae. The record is from RefSeq and is a predicted model, not a curated record.
UAAUCACCGCGCGACAGUCUCGGAUUUGACAUUCGACGGCCGUCUUCGUCUUCCCGCGACAGCUCUCGUCCUCGAGGCCUUCGCACAACACCCCAAAAAGCACGAACCGCCUGCCAACCUUCCCCCCCGGUUUCUAAUGAGUGCUUCCAUCUCUAACGCGCAAAACCCGUCGAAUUUGGCCGCCCAGAACGUCAUCGCUGCGACUUCUUCCUCCCCAGGAUCGUCGUCCAACGUGGCCGCUGGUUCGGCACAACCCACUGCCCGCAGCUCAUACGCAAACGCGACCAAGAAGACCAGCUCUCCUCCGAUCGCGUCCAGCGCAGCGCCGCCUGUGGCAGUGGGCGGGCCGCAGAGUGCACAGCAUGGCAAGAGCACCUCCAUUUCACCGAUGAAUGGCAAAAACCCCAUCCAGCCCGCAGUUCCCUCAAUGGCGCCCACCAUUGUCAACAGCAGCAGCAGCGGCGGCGGCGGCAUGAACGGCACGCCGACACAAGGCGACCACAGCCGCAAGUCGUCCAUCCAGAUCAGUGCAGCCGGCACCACGUACAUGGCGAAUGGCGGCCCGGUUGCGUCCACCACUCGCGCACCCUCGCGCCUGACUUUUGGCGCUAUGGAUACGAGUGGAUCACCAGCACCAUCGCACCCAGCGCCGCAUCACCCCCAGGGUGCGAGUCUGAAUCCGCAGAUGCACAAUCCGAGGGUUACGUCACCCGCUGCAUCGCCCUCGCCUAUCCCAACGCCAAACUUGAGCGGCGGCCGACCUGAAAUGAACCUGCCUGGCCGUCCGAUCGUGGUGUUUGGUGGAGGGAAUGAUGGUGGGGAUUCAAAUUCUCGCCCCAUUUCCAUGCCACCUCAACCGAACCCACUCCCACAAGCACAACACCUGCGACGGGAGUCCUCGCAGUCUGCACAUAGCGAUAUGAGCAACCCGAAUAUGGGUAUCAAUCGGGGUUUCCAACCAAAUGGUGGUCGUGGUCGUGGUGGCUUCACCCCCGGCUUCACUCCCCAGCUGGGCCCCAACUCACCACAGCCAUACCAACGAUCGCUCGCCAACCAGCCUCGAGGCCCGGCGAACAUGGCACCGCCCUUCCCAGCUCAAACGCAGAUGCACCCUAAUUCCCCUUAUCGCUCCAACCGGAGUCCUGCCAUGGCUCCAGCGCAGGUACAACAGCAAGCCCAAUUCGCAAACCCGCAAGGCAUGGCGUACGGCUAUCCCCAUGCACCCUACCAACAGCCCGUUCGUAUACCCUCUCAUCUGUCUUUUUCUUCUUCUCGCGGCGAGGUUAUUGAGCCGUCUUCAAAGCUCUCUAGCACCAACGGCGCGAACUCGUUGCCGAAAUUUCGUAUGCCAGCCGAGCAGUUUCAUGUUUUUCUUUCGCCGUUUUCUCCAGAUGUCUCUUCUGCGAAUAGCAAUUACAAUCAGUAUCUGACGGACAUGAAUUCUCAGAGCGUGUACGGUGUCCCUCCGCAGGGCCUAGACCCGUACGGCCAGUACUACGCGCCGCAGCAGUACGGUAUGCCGCAAACCAUGCACUAUCCAGGAGCUGUUCCCGCAAGUCCUGGGCGCGGCCAUAGCUUCCCCCAGCAAAUGCAAGGCCAUUAUGGCUUGCCCAAUGCCUACGCGCACGGCCCGCAGGCGCAGGGAAUGUCCCGCAGCCCAUCUAAUGUCUCUGAGCGACCGCCAUCAGCCGUUGCCCAGCCUUCAACACCAGCGAUGACCAAUGUGAACCAUGUCUCGCACACGCACACUCCUAGUGCAAGCUCAGCUAGCCCAGCCCCCAGCUCUUCUAAUUUCACCAUUCCAGCAAAGAAGACCAGCAAGGCAAUUGUUAUCAAGAAUGCGGACGGCGAGGUAUUGGACUUCAACCCCAGGAAAACGGUCUCACCCGCACCAGUUGCACAAACCGCGCCGCCUGUCCAGCCGAGGUCCCCGGCAAUUGUCUCGACACCUACUCCACCUCCACGAGCACCCAGCGCAGCGGACUCUUCCCAUAGUCGAACCGAGAGUCUGGUCACCAAGUCCAGCAAAGAGAGGCGUGCGGACUUCGUGGAACAAUUUCACCAGACUCUCAAAGCUGAGAAGGAGAAAGAGGAGGCCGAGAAGAAAGCCGCCCAAGAACAAGAAGCUAAAGCCAAGGCUGAAGCAGAAGCCAAAGCGAAGGAAGAAGAGGAAGCAAGGGAGAGGGAGGAGGCUGAAGCCAGGGCGGCAAAGGAGAAAGAAGACGCCGAGAGGGCUGCAAAUGAGAAAGAGGCUGCCGAGAAGGCAAGGCAAGAAGAAGCAGAGAGGCUCAAGCAAGAGGAAGAUGAUCGUAUGAUCGCCGAAAUGGAAGAAAUUGAGCGCCAAGAAGAGGAGCGCGAGCGACUAUACCUAGAGGAGAAAAAGAAGAAGGAUGCGGAGAAGCAAGCUCGUCAGGCCGAAGAGACCAAGAAGGAGGAAGAGCGACUUCGUCAGCUGGAGAAGGAGGCUGACGAACGCGAAGCAGCUCGUGAAAGGGAGACUCCUGAACAGAAGGCAGAGAGAGAGAAACUUUUUGCGUCGUUGAAGAAGAACACCCAGUUCGGUCCUGGCGCCAUGAUGACUGCUAGCGUAAGCGGCUCUUCAACUCCAACUGCUGAGCCUGCUGCACCCGCUCUCUCGCAGCUUGCUCCUCCCAAGGUCACCAGCGCUGGCAAGCCGAAACCGGCCGCUCUCAAACUUGAGACUACCAAGCCCGUAGAACCCGCACAGCCUACCGCUGGUAUGCAGGCCCUGAGAUCUGCGCGCUUCUUACAGAUCCGCAACGAAGCGGUCAACUACCCCGACGGCAUUAAGUCGCCGAAUCCUGCCCUCAACCAGAACAGCAAGAGCAAAGGUCGCCAGUAUGAUAAGGAAUUCUUGUUGCAAUUCCAGGAAGUUUUCAAGGAGAAGCCCUCCAUUGAUUGGGAUCUGAAACUGAAGGAGACUGUUGGAGACUCGACAGAUUCCGCACGACCCCAAUCCGCACGCACGCCCUCCAUGGGCAUGGGCGCUCGACAACCUUCACGCCCUAGUGUCCCUGCUGGUGGAGCUAUGGGUACGUUUGGACAAUUCGGUGGCAGGACGCUUCCGCCUGGUACAACCUCUGCCGAACGCUUCCGUGAGUCUCAAAAAACCAUGACCAAUCCCCUUGCCCAAUUCGUUGGUGGUGGCAACCGACCUGGCGGUUUCCCCAUGGGAACUGCUCCUCCCAUGGCCCGGACCAGCUCUUUCCAGAACAUGGGUCAAGCUGGUCCCAAUUCUCCGCGCAGCUCUAGUGGUAGGCCUAAUCGUAGUGGUAGGGGACCGAGAGGCCCUGGCAGGAAAGAGGAGGAGCAAAACGCAAAGGCUAUGCCCCUCACUGCUGGCCAAGAGCUCAAGCCCCUUGAACGAUCUACUACUGGCUGGAAACCCCAAAGCGUUACUCAGCAACAACCACAACAGCUUGCCGGACACAUGCCUCCCGAUAUGGUCCAGCGUAAGGUCAAGGCUGCUCUGAAUAAGAUGACCCCCGAGAAGUUCGACAAGAUUGCGGAUCAGAUCCUUGAGAUUGCCGGCCAAUCAAAAGACGAAAAUGACGGCAGGACUCUCCGCCAAGUCAUUCAGCUCACUUUCGAGAAGGCUUGUGACGAGGCUCACUGGGCAUCUAUGUACGCCAAAUUUUGCCAUCGCAUGCUUGCAACGAUGAGUUCCGACAUCAAGGACGAGAAUGUUCGAGAUAAGCACGGCGCACCCGUGGUCGGAGGAGCACUUUUCCGGAAGUACUUGCUCAACCGAUGCCAAGAGGAGUUCGAACGCGGUUGGGAAGUGAAUCUACCAGACAAGCCCGAAGGCCAGACCGACGAAGCGGCAAUGCUCUCUGAUGAAUACUACAUCGCCGCCGCUGCGAAACGAAAGGGACUCGGCUUGAUUCAAUUUAUUGGUGAACUAUACAAGCUUGGCAUGUUAACACUCCGCAUCAUGCACGAAUGUGUCCUUAAACUGCUCGACUUUGAGGGUACACCGGACGAGUCUGCUAUCGAGAGUUUGGUUAAGUUGCUACGGACAGUGGGCGCUACGAUGGAAGGUACCGACGCUGGACCCAAGAUGAUUGCCGUUUACUUUGAGCGGAUUCAGAAGAUCAUGAACAUGGAGACCCUUCCUAGUCGAAUGCGCUUCAUGCUUCUCGACACAAUCGAUAUUCGGAAAGCGGGUUGGAAGUCAAAGGACGAUGCGAAGGGCCCCAAGACGCUCACAGAGAUUCAUCAGGAGGCCGUAGCAGCUCAACAAGCUGCUGAAAUGGAGAGGACACGUUCCAACCAACGUGGUGGCCCUCGUCCUCCGAUUGGCCGCGGCGAUGCUCGCUCAUUCUCUGGCGCAAUGAUGCCUCCCCAGGAUUACCCCCGUGAUCGAGUCCAAAUGGACGACCUUCGAAAACUGUCAAAGGGUGCAUCUGGGCGUAACCUCAACAACCCCGGCCAGCUUGGUCCAUCGAUGCUCGGAAGCCGCAGCAGCAGUGGUCGUCGGGGUCUCGGUCCUGGUGGUGGACUCAUUGGACGAGGUGACGAGUCUGGGGCUUCCUCCCGAACGGCCACGCCUCCGGUGCAGAAGGAGAAAGAGUCUACUACACACAUGAAUUCAUUCAGUGCGCUUGCAACUCUUGAGACCGAAGGCACCGGCGAAGUCGGCUCUCCUCCAUCAACAGCCUCGUCACCACCUGUGUCGAAGUCGGUUCUGGCUCGGUCGAAGUCACCAGCUGUCGAGGCUAAGGAAGCCGGCAAGCCUUCCGAGUGAUUACCCUCUUAAUACCUACAUAAUGGUCUUUCGAGCGUGUGGCAGUUCUCAUACCCAUACACACCACGCGCGGUAAUCUAAUCUCACUGUUGCAUAGACGGGGCAUUAUCUGCGCGCAUUGUAUUGCAUUUCGUGGGGUUUUCUCAUUCAUCCACAUCAUUCCGAAGGAGCAAAAGUUUUUCAUCUCGUGUUGUUAGUCAACGG